ACUUCGGCUUGUCGUUCAGAUUCUGUCCUACGCUGAGCCGAAAAACUAUCCACGACUCCGACGAUCGCUUGGUGGUGCCUUUCUCGAGCGAGAUAACCACCUCCACCUCGUACUUCAUACCAGGAAGAGUCGCAAAGCUCGGCAAACAGGGAGUUUGUCGACCAAAGGAAUCGGUGGUUUGUUGACGUUGACAGCCGCGCCGGAGGGGAGUUGCUUGGGCGAAAAACAGAUCAGAUCCUGCUGGCAGACAAAUCGCUUCGUUUCCCUGUGCCCCACCGUUUCCUGUCGUCCCCCUCCCCACAUGCAUGCUUUUACAGUCUCGCUCCGAAUUUUUCCAUCGAUUUGAAGCGGCGAGGGUCAUGAAUGACGAUACAAGAGCAACCACUUCGACGACAUCUGUAUCAUCAUCACCAUCGACGUCGUCGGCAACGGAAUCUCCGACUCCAUAUACCGACUUGCCCACUUCGUCCUCGCCUGCGGUCGAUAAAGAAGCGGCCGAGAUCGGUAAGGUCCCACAAUCGAGCCAGGUGGCGUUCAUUAGUGCACAAAGACAACUUGUCCCGCCCUCCAACAACUAUACAUCCACACCUCGUACUCUAGCUAGUCCAGCGGAGUUUACUCCACUACCCACCCCUUCAGAUCAUCAUUCCGUUCAACCCGACGUCAUUGAUCACCAAACGAGCGACAACAGGACGAAUCACGAAGAGCAAGGCGAUCCUCGACAACACGAUCUUUCGCCAACGCGUCUGAACAGGGUCGAUUCGACGGAUAUCGAUCGAGCAAGUAGCUCGACUCCAAUACAUUCCGAGAGCGGUAGCAAGCUCCAAGACGAUCAGCCAGUUCUUACUCGCACGACUAUUACGGAUCGGCACGGCUCAGAGGGACAUUCUUCGGAAGAAGCUAGCGAUCGGUCGGACAAGCCGGACAAGCCAGCUUUGCAAAACGACGUGACUGGCUUGAAAAUUAGGAUCGAGCAUACUCGGCCGUCUGUCACAGGAGAAGCAACACUUUUGGGUAACCAUCCGAGUCGACUACCUACGGCGUCGACAAGCAGCAGUGACACGGAAACGGUCAGAGCCGUCGUUGAAGAAAACGGCGAAAUCACGUCGGACGCCCUUCCUACGAACGAAGGCCGAGGUUUCUUUAGCUCCACUCGCACCGCUGUCACCACCCCCAAACAGCAGCAAUCCAAACUCAGCGCCUUGACUCGAAGUCAAAGCUCCGCCGAUGAUCUCAGUGAACAACGUAGUAUAGGAAGUGAACGAGAUUCAUUCCCGGUCGAGCAACGAUCGUCCCAUCACGACAGUCAUACGAUUAUUAUCACCUCGCCAGACUCGGCGACUCCGAGAGAGACCGACCUUCCAUCAUCCUUCCAUGUUCCAGGACAAGGCGAUCGACAACUUCAUCAGGAUACACCAGGACAACCGCCGUCUCAAGAACAGCGGCACAACCGAACCACGGAUACGGAAGACCCUCUACCUGAAGACGUACCGUCCGCAAUAACCCAUCCCAUCCCUGCCAUCAACCUCCUUCCUCCCGACAUCUCGGUAGCCGCAACCCAAUCCAGGUUAUCAUUACCACCCACGUCCUCUUCGUCGUCGUCGUCGUCACAAGGCGUCGCACAAGGAGGUGGGAUGAACGAAGGACCAGGUCUUGUCGCCGAUUCCGGUCGAAGUAUACGAGAAUAUGCACGGGGACUCGGCCAAUGGGACAACGGGAAGAAAAUGCCCCGGCUGUCAGGCUGGGAAUGAGGUCGACCGCGGCUCCGAAUAGAUGAUGGGACAUCGUGUGUGCGCAUGUGUGUGUUUAUGCGUGCCUGCAUGAUGACCUUCGCCAGAGACGGUGAUCACGACAAACGGAUGGGCAAUUCCGACCUCUUCCCACUCGUCACGUCUCUAAUCCUUCCACUUCAAUGUCUGCCACAUUUCCGCCAUAACGUCGAUCUGAUCAUCUCGUUUCUGC
Molecule: messenger RNA, 1962 nt
Organism: Filobasidium floriforme
Lineage: Eukaryota; Fungi; Basidiomycota; Tremellomycetes; Filobasidiales; Filobasidiaceae
Exons: 3
Coding region: 306-1751 (481 amino acids)
Source: RefSeq, a predicted model, not a curated record